This is a messenger RNA of Lutra lutra (Eurasian river otter), 3102 nucleotides long. RefSeq names its product cysteine and serine rich nuclear protein 2 (gene CSRNP2). Bases 1386 to 3017 code for a protein of 543 amino acids. Gene Ontology annotation, biological process: regulation of transcription by RNA polymerase II. The transcript is spliced from 5 exons. Gene Ontology annotation, molecular function: sequence-specific DNA binding; DNA-binding transcription factor activity, RNA polymerase II-specific. Gene Ontology annotation, cellular component: nucleus. The record is from RefSeq and is a predicted model, not a curated record. Lineage: Eukaryota; Metazoa; Chordata; Mammalia; Carnivora; Mustelidae.
GCCAGGGCCAAUCCCAGCCGAAGUCAGAGGCUUAACCCACUGAGCCACGCAGGCGCCCCAACUCUCUCUUUUUUUUUAUCCCACCCACAUAAAUUCUCAAUUUUAAAGAUUACCGCCCUCCCAUCCUCGAAUGGAUGGGGAUUUAUUAGUUAAGAGGUAUCUUUAAGGGGCACCUGGGUGGCUCAGUUGUUGGGCAGCUGCCUUCGGCUUGGGUCAUGAUCCCAGGGUCCUGGGAUCAAGCCCCGCAUUGGGCUCCCUGCUCGGUGGGAAGCCUGCUUCUCCCUCUCCCAUUCCCCCUGCUUGUGUUCCGUCUCUCACUGUGUUUCUAUCAAAUAAAUAAAUAAAAUCUUAAAAAAAUAAAAAGGUAUCUUUAAGCCCAGCGAAAUCUUACCACAUUAAAAGGUCCUUGGCUCUAUUUUUAUAUGUCCUGGGAAUGUGACCUCCAAUGGUAAGAUGAGUAACCUGAAGAACAGAAUUGACACCUUGGGUUCCUUUUUACAUUUAAUUACAGUUCUUAGCAAGUACUUGAUUUCCCCCCCCCCACCCCCCGCCAAAUUUAUUUCAAGAAUGUGCUUGUCCGAGACCUACGAUGGCUGAGGUUUCUUAGGUACAUCUUGUGAUUCGAGUGUGAAUGUUCAUGGGAUCUGGACAGAUAGAUCAGGAAGUGUCUUCGCUCGAGUACCUACUAGGUCUGGUUGAGUCUGUAGCAGGCAUCUCGCACACCACGGUGUAUUCUGGGUAGCUGCUCUGCAGUAAUGCAGCCCUGUCUUCCUGGGCAGUGUUAUUCCUGCUGCAUAAUUAGCAACUAGUGAGAUCAUAGUCUGGGGAGAUUCUGGCAUUACUGAGGCAAAGCAGGGAGGCUUCGUAGCAUCACGUGUGGCUCCGGCUCUGACAGCAUUUCUGUCAGGCAGAUUCAUCUUCUUGGGAACUUAAGUUCAAAGACGGAGAAGGAGAAAGCUUUGUCCCUGGGAAAUGGACCAUCCUGGACUCUGUGUGUGUGUGACGUGUCAAAAACCCUGCCUACCAUGUUGAUGACACCAGAGCCAACUGUCACUCUUUUGCUAUUUGUUUUCCCCGUGCCGGCUUCUUUACAGAGGGCAAAGAUGGUAAAGCUAAGUUUUCCUCGCACAGGGGAUGGUGGUUGGCCAGCUGGGCCCUAUUUUAUGGAGAUGUAUGAGAUUGGAAAAGAGUUGGGCUUUUGAAGGCAGUGCCGAUUCUAAUCUUCAGUCCAUUCUUCAGAACGGAAUUUGACCUUUCUAGCAGCCUGAUGAGAAACUUCACCCUUGUGAAGAUCUGGGUAAUCCUAAUGCGCCUGACUAACCGGUGGUGAGCAGGGCCUUUGGGGCCAACUUGGUGGGCUCCCCAAGGAAACCCCUUUGAAACCAAUGGAUGCAUUCACGGGCUCGAGUCUCAAGAGGAAGUUUGAUGAUGUGGAUGUGGGCUCAUCGGUUUCCAACUCAGAUGAUGAGAUCUCCAGCAGUGACAGUGCUGACAGCUGUGACAGCCUCAAUCCUCCUACAGCUGCCAGCUUCACACCCACAUCCAUCCUCAAGCGACAGAAGCAACUGCGGAGGAAGAAUGUCCGCUUUGACCAGGUGACCGUAUACUACUUUGCCCGGCGCCAGGGUUUCACCAGUGUGCCCAGCCAGGGAGGGAGCUCGCUGGGCAUGGCCCAGCGCCAUAACUCUGUGCGCAGCUACACGCUCUGUGAGUUUGCUCAGGAGCAGGAGGUGAACCAUCGGGAGAUUCUUCGUGAGCAUCUGAAGGAGGAGAAACUCCAUGCCAAGAAGAUGAAGCUGACCAAGAAUGGGACGGUGGAGUCGGUGGAGGCUGAUGGCCUGACCCUGGAUGAUGUCUCAGAUGAAGAUAUCGAUGUGGAAAAUGUGGAGGUGGACGAUUACUUCUUCCUGCAGCCCCUGCCCACCAAACGGCGACGGGCCUUGCUCAGGGCUUCAGGGGUACACCGCAUUGAUGCUGAAGAGAAACAAGAACUUCGAGCCAUCCGCCUGUCCCGUGAAGAGUGUGGUUGUGACUGUCGCCUGUAUUGUGACCCAGAAGCCUGUGCCUGUAGUCAGGCUGGGAUUAAAUGCCAGGUGGACCGCAUGUCCUUCCCAUGUGGCUGUUCGAGGGAUGGCUGUGGGAACAUGGCCGGGCGCAUUGAAUUUAAUCCCAUCCGGGUCCGGACUCAUUACCUCCACACCAUCAUGAAGCUGGAGCUGGAGAGCAAGCGGCAGGUGAGCCGCCCACCGGCCCCUGACGAGGAGCCCUCACCCACGGCCAGCUGCAGCCUGACGGGAGCCCAAGGCUCAGAGACACAGGACUUCCAGGAGUUCAUUGCUGAGAACGAGACGGCAGUGAUGCACCUACAGAGCGCAGAGGAACUCGAGCGGCUCAAGGCAGAAGAAGACGCCAGCGGCUCUAGUGCCAGCCUGGACUCCAGCAUAGAGAGCCUGGGCGUGUGCAUCCUGGAGGAGCCCCUGGCUGUUCCCGAAGAGCUGUGCCCGGGCCUGACGGCCCCCAUUCUCAUUCAGGCUCAGCUGCCCCCAGGCUCCUCGGUCCUGUGUUUUGCUGAGAACUCCGACCACCCCACUGCCUCAACAGUGACCAGCCCAUCCUACUUGAACAGCGGGCCCCUGGUGUAUUAUCAGGUGGAGCAGAGGCCAGUCCUGGGGCUGAAAGGAGAGCCCAAUAUGGAAGAAGUCCCACCCUCUUUCCCCAAGGAGAAGGAUCUGAAUGUCUUCUCCCUCCCUGUUACCUCACUGGUGGCUUGUAGCCCCACAGACCCAGCUGCCCUGUGUAAAUCCGAAGUGGGGAAAACGUCCACUCUGGAAGCACUAGUGCCCGGAGAUUGUAGCACUGAGGAGCCUGAGAAUGAAGACUUCCGCCCCUCGUGGUCCCCCUCGAGCCUCCCCUUCCGCACGGACAAUGAAGAGGGCUGUGUGGUGGAGAAAACCUCCCAGCCGAGUGAGGACAGGCCCCCGGAAGAUUCUUCCCUAGAACUCCCUCUGGCAGUGUGACGUGGGGAUGGAGAGUCCGCCUCUUACCCAUUCUCUAUUUAUUCCCUUAUUUUAUCUAACACCAUUUCAAAACAAAACUGUAGAA